CUACAAAUAAGAUGAUAAUAACAUUGCUCUUUCCGGAUAGCCUUCUCUACUAAGAACACAGUGUUAAAGAAUAGUGAGCAGCAAAAAGAGAGAAAAAAAGAAAGUAGGUGAUUCUUCAAGUGCCCCGAAUUUGCUAUAUAUAAUCACUCUGUUGAUCUCCUCGAGAGAAGUGGCAAAUACAAAAGAAAAGUUGAACACAAAAUGAGUAACUUUGUAGUGAUGGCAGGGAUGGCCAAGGUGGUGGUCGGAGCAGUGGCCGGACUAGCUCUUGCUGCGUGGGGUAUUGCUAUGCUUUUCUCAGGCCCUAAACCUGAAACUGAAACUUCCACCAACGGGGAAACCAUGACAGCUCCGGGAAGAGACGGCAGGGAUGACUUCGACAAAGACCCUGGCACCUAUUAUUUAGGCUGAAAACUCACUUGAAGCUCCGCAAACUUCGCAACAAGAAAUAGUGAUCUGUAUGUCAUUUUGUUUUGCUAUUCUGCUUAUUAUCUAGGCUGUUGUGUGUUUGUGGACUUUUUGUGUUGGUGGUUUGUAGUGAUCUCUCCAGUUAUUUUGCAUUGCUAAACUAUGUUUGGGAAACACCGGAGAUAUAUAUAGCAAAGUGAGUCAAUAUGUAAUGGUUGGUUUCAACUGAAAUGGGUAUUUAUGUUGUUUGGUGUCUCAGAGCAAUUCCAACGG
Ilex paraguariensis (yerba mate) is the source of this 681-nucleotide messenger RNA. The record is from the annotation of a GenBank genome assembly. NCBI's taxonomy places the organism in Eukaryota, Viridiplantae, Streptophyta, Magnoliopsida, Aquifoliales, Aquifoliaceae.